Diaporthe batatas is the source of this 2179-nucleotide messenger RNA. RefSeq lists its product as uncharacterized. Gene Ontology annotation, molecular function: mannan endo-1,6-alpha-mannosidase activity. The coding region runs from base 513 to 1946 and encodes 477 amino acids. Lineage: Eukaryota; Fungi; Ascomycota; Sordariomycetes; Diaporthales; Diaporthaceae. The record is from RefSeq and is a predicted model, not a curated record. The transcript has 3 exons. Gene Ontology annotation, biological process: carbohydrate catabolic process; fungal-type cell wall biogenesis.
CAAAACACGGCCAGGACAGGGACUGGUGGGCUGAGGGGCCAUCAGACACGCAAAAAUGCCCUUUUCCUUCCAUCAGACAGGCAUCUUUGAGCAGUCUGUCCCUGCACUCACAAUAGGUAGGAUGUGGUCCUUGUUUGGGAAAGGGGCUGUCCAUGUCAGUCGCCCAUCACUUUGAAGUCUGAGAUGGCGAUGGCUUCUUCACUUCGAACGUUUCCUCUCAAUCUUUGAUUCACCUCCGCCACAGAUCUCUCCUCGUGGUGACAUACGCGGGUCUCACCGUUCAACACGUGGGUUACUGGUGUUCUUCAACUCUGGACCAGUUGUGCGAGUCCAGUAACUGUCCCUUCCUUCCAUUUCUCACUACCAACGCAGGCGCUUUUCUUUCACCCGAAGCCGUCCGAUCUCUUCUUAUUUUCCCGCCACAUGCCCCUCAGACUUUCCAAUUCUCAUGAGUUCUGAACAAAGAUUGGACCUGGUUGCGGCGUUUCCUCUCGUGCUAUCCGAGCAGCCUAAUGGGUGCGACUACGAUGACGCACCUCCACGCCACCAGCGCCACCUUGUUGGCUGUCUUCACCAACGCCGUCGCUGCCAUGACACUCGUUCCUCCUACGAACCUCAAUCUAGGCGAGACCACAUCCAUCAAAGGUGUCGCUAAAACGAUCGCCGAGGGCGCUCUGUUCUACUACCCUGGAAAUGCGACUAAUUUCAUCGAUCUCCCUUCCCCUUACUACUGGUGGGAAUGCGGUGCCUUCAUGGGCGCUUUACUCGACUAUUCUCACUACACACAAGACCGAAGUUAUGAUGAACUUCUGUCCACCGCUCUCUCUGCCAACAUGGGCCCAGCAAACGACUUGAUGAUCCCAAAAUAUCGGGGCCAGGAGGGCAAUGACGAUCUAGCCUUUUGGGCAUUCAACAUGCUCACAGCCGCCGAACGCAACCUCCCACAGGUCGAAGACGCAGGUGUUCCGUCAUGGCUACAGGUCGCCGAGAAUUCCUGGAAUAGUCUUGCAGGCCGCUGGAAUAUGUCCGCGUGUGGCGGUGGCUUGCUUUGGCAAAUAUUUCCAGAAAACCCCAAUGGCCUUAAUUACCGCAACUCUGUCAGCAACGGAGGGUUGUUCCAAAUCAGCGCACGUUUGUACAGGGCGACGGGGAACCAGACAUACCUCGACUGGGCUAACAAGGUCUGGGACUGGUCUGUGUCAGUCAACAUGAUCGACAAGGACUAUUUCGUGUACGACGGCGCCAAUUCAGACACGAAUUGCACAGACAUGAACCCUGUCUCCUUCAGCUACUCGGCGGGGAUCUAUCUAUACGGCGCUGCCGUCCUUGCCAACGCCACCGACGGAGCUGCCGCCCCGACGUGGAACGAGCGAACCGAAGGCCUGCUCCAGGCGAGCAGGAGCUUCUUCAGCCCGUACGGCAACGCGACAAACGUCAUGUACGAGCAUGCGUGCGAGACGGUCGAGCGCUGCAACACGGACAUGAAGUCCUUCAAGGGCUACCUCUCGCGAUUCAUGUACGCCUCCGCGGUGAUGCUGCCAUCUCUAUCUGCUCCCGUCAAUGACCUCCUCAGCGCCAGCGCCACGGCGGCUGCGAACGCGUGCUCGGGGGGCGACGACUCGGUGACGUGCGGGCAGAAGUGGUACGUGGGUGGCUUCGACGGCAAUGUUGGGCUUGGGCAGCAGAUGUGUGCCCUCGAGACCGUCCAGGGGCACCUGGCGGGGCAGGCAGCUGCACCAUUGGGAAAUGGGCAGAUCAAGGACGUCAGGGGCUCGGCGUCAGCGGAGACGGGUGCGACUGCAUCGGACGCCGGCCCGGUCACCGUCUCCGCGGCUAUCCUGCCGACAGAUGCUAAGAAUGCGGGUGUCGCCAUGGUCCCUGGAAGCAAGGGAUUCUGGAGUACUUUGAGUCUGAUGAUGUCCGCUGUGGCCUUCGCAACGGUUUAGGGUACCGCUGCGUGUCUCUGGGCGGGUGACGGCAUGCCUCAAGGAAUCUUCAUCUGAGCCUUUCUUUCGUCUUGUUCUCUGAGAGAUGAUGACCACGGUGAUGAAUAUCAAUGCUCCAGGGGUAUUGUGGGGUUAGCAGGCGUUCAUCUUAAACCACAUCCAUAUCACUUGGGCUAGUAAUUAUCAUACUACCGCAGCACCGUUAAAGUAAUGAUAUGUCUUAGUGGAGUUCA